AUGACCGCCAUGCUUCUCUGUCCAAUCGACGGCUCCGAGUUCGCUAAGAUGGCCGAGGGGCGAUCGCGCGUGCAGCAAAACGACCUGCUGCUACACGAGGCCGUCAUCAAGAACGAGCCCGAGGCCGUGCGCGAGGCCCUGCGGAGGCCUACAGAUGUCAACUGUAGGAACAACUACGGGCGCGCGCCGAUCCACUGGGCGGCGAGUCGCGGGAACGUGGAGAUCGUCAGCUUGCUCAUCGACGCGAAAUGUGACAUCGAAGCUGCCGACAAGUUCGGCAUGCGACCUCUCCUCAUGGCGGCGUGGCACGGACAUUUGGCGGCCGUGAAGACACUGGUCGACGCCGGCGCAUGUCUGGCAGCUACGAAUAAGAAAAACAACGACGUUCUCCAAUGCUCGUGCAGCCGAGGAGCAACAGACGUGGCCGCGUACGCCAUCUCCCUCGGAGCCAGAGUUCAGAACACCGAUACUGCCGGAGACGCGCCGCUGGCGCUAGCGGCAAGAUCUGGCCAUACAGCGACAGUGGAGCUCCUGCUGGACAGUGGGGCUGACAUAGAUUCCGUCAAUAAGGCUGGCCGCACAGCAUUGCACGUCGCAUGCGAAGGUGGCCACUCGCAAACCUGUGCCCUCCUGGUGACCCGCGGGGCCGACCGGGAGUUCCGGGACCAGGCGGGGCGGACACCCCUACAUCUAGCGGCGGUACACCGACACACAGAGUUAGUGAGGACGCUGUUAGAUCACGGGUGUAACGUGGACGCUACUGACCAGGUGAUCUAA
Messenger RNA from Cydia splendana, 777 nucleotides. Its product is annotated as serine/threonine-protein phosphatase 6 regulatory ankyrin repeat subunit B-like. The transcript is spliced from 6 exons. The record is from RefSeq and is a predicted model, not a curated record. Bases 1 to 777 code for a protein of 258 amino acids. Lineage: Eukaryota; Metazoa; Arthropoda; Insecta; Lepidoptera; Tortricidae. Gene Ontology annotation, molecular function: protein binding. Gene Ontology annotation, cellular component: ciliary inversin compartment. Gene Ontology annotation, biological process: protein localization to ciliary inversin compartment.